AUGGAAAAAAUUAUGGGGAUAGCUAAUGAUGGACCCGAGUGUAUAGUAUUAGACGCCUUAAUAUCUGCAGUCAGCACAAAGCUAAGAAGUUCCAAUCCAGCAGUAAACUUCAAUGGGAACUUUUCGUACGUUCCAACUACUAUUUCCGUAUCUAUUUUUCUCGUUUUCCUAAAUCAUCUAUAUUCGUACUUAAGUAAGAAUUCGAACAAACUUUCCAUAACAUGGAACAAAAAACAAGAGGAUCAAGAAGAAGAUGAUGAUGAUAGUGACGACGACAAAGAUGGUGAGGAAGAACAUUACAGCGACAGUGAUAAGGAGGAUUCCUCAACAGAACAGUUAGAGAAGGAUAAAGAGAAUGAAAAGCAUAUGGCAGAAGAAAGGGAGAAAAUAAGAAAACUAAUAAUUGAAGCAGAUAAUCAAAAAAAUGAUGCAGUUGUGACAAAUCUGGCGGACAUGUCGGAAGAAGAAUUAGAAGAAUGGAAAAACCAAGAAUGGAAAAAAUUUAUGGGAAGUGUCGAAGAAGAAUGGCAACUUUUAAAUUUGUGGAUAGAAGAACAAAGACAAAACUGGAUUGAUAGUAAAGAUAAAGAAUUAGAAAACUGGAUGAACAAAAUGGAAAAUAAAUGGAUGGACAUAGACAAUAUAAAUAAAGAAUACCAAUACAUAUUUAUAAAAAGUACCCUCAAAGAAGAUGACCAAAGUAAAAUAAAAGAACAGUUAAAAGAUGAACUGAAGAAUUUUAUCCACCGCGAUUGGAAAAAGUGGAUACGAGAUAAUGAGUCCUACUUAAAUACAUGGCUAAUGAAACAAUGGAUACAGUGGAAAAACAACAAAAUACUUAAAUUUCUCAUGGCUGAAUGGAAGCAUGAAGAAGAUGAAUACUGGAAUGAUUGGGAAAAAACAGAAACGUGGAAAUGGUUACAUUUCACUAAGAGGAGAAAAUGGCAAACAUGGAAAAACAGAGUUACCAAAGAAAAACAAGAAUGGGAGGAGUGGGUGAAAAUUAAAGAACAACUAGUUAUAUACACUAAAUAUAAAAAAUUGACCCAAUGGAAGAAUGCAAAAAAGCCUUCUAUUAAUCAGUGGGUAGAAUCACUCGCUGACAAAUGCAUAAAUGACUCCAGAUGGGACACUUGGAUUAAUGAAAAAUAUAAUCAAUUGGUGCUAGAACAGAAUGUGGACGAAAAAGAAGAAAUUAAUGAAAAAAUUAAAAAUAGAACAAACCAUAAAGCUUCCACAUUUAUAUCCUUUAAAAAUAAACUUCAAUCCGUAAAGGAAGAAAAAGAAAAUGUUCCUUAG
This is a messenger RNA of Plasmodium coatneyi, 1299 nucleotides long. Its product is annotated as Tryptophan/threonine-rich antigen. The transcript has 2 exons. The coding region runs from base 1 to 1299 and encodes 432 amino acids. NCBI's taxonomy places the organism in Eukaryota, Apicomplexa, Aconoidasida, Haemosporida, Plasmodiidae. The record is from RefSeq and is a predicted model, not a curated record.